Messenger RNA from Oryzias latipes (Japanese medaka), 966 nucleotides. RefSeq names its product ladderlectin-like. Lineage: Eukaryota; Metazoa; Chordata; Actinopteri; Beloniformes; Adrianichthyidae. The record is from RefSeq and is a predicted model, not a curated record.
CUUCUGUUUGCUUUGUAGUAGUUCCUCAGUCAGUCGACGAUGAGGAGAUAAGGAGCUGUAUAAACCAGCCAGGCUUCCUUCAGAGCUAAGCAGCAGGUUGGACCUAGAGAGACAGAGCCUCUGGGAUUGGAACCGACCAACACCUCGACUCCUUGAUGAUGGCGAUGAUGAAGUUGGCUGUGCUUGUUCUCGUUUGUGCCGCUGUGGCUCAGACCAGAGCUGAUGCUCCUCAGGCCGCUUCCUCUAAGUCAGCCGAAGAUAAUGUGGUGUUGGAAAAGAAACGACUACAUUGCCGUCCUUUCUGGACUGUAAUGCGCGGCCGCCGCUUCCGUUACUUUUCAAGCCCCAAGACUUGGGCUGAAGCUGAGAAAUUCUGCCAGUCCAUUGGGGCCAACCUGGCCUCUGUUAGAAACCGCUUAGAGAACAGCAUACUACUGUCGCUGAUAAAGCAGAAACAAGGCUGCUACACACCAACUUGGAUCGGAGGCUCUGAUGCUCAGACGAAUGGUGUUUGGUUUUGGAGUGAUGGGAGCAAAUACCAGUACACCAACUGGUGUCCCAAAGAACCCAACAAUGGCCGUGGCCAACAGCACUGCUUGCAAAUGAGUUACACAAAGAAACGAUGCUGGGACGAUUUGGAGUGCAGGGAACGCAGACCCUUCAUCUGUGCCAUGAGCAGAUGGAGAAUUCCACGAUGGAGAAUUCCAGGGUGAAGACGCCUGUUAAACUUGACGGAUUCCUGCUUUUUUUCUCUCUACUUGUUUGGUUUGAUCAGUUCCACACCAGUUCUGAAACUCCAUCAAGUACUUCAGCUCUGUCGCUUCAGAGACAGAAGCAGCCACUCAAAAUGCUGCUGGAUGAUCUCUGCACUCUUCUGAAACAAUCUUAACAUUUAAGUCAAUCGAUCUCUCUUUCCUGGUAGUUUCUUUCUUUUCUUUUUGCAAAUUAAAAAGUUGGUGAAGACCA